Molecule: messenger RNA, 1749 nt
Organism: Micropterus dolomieu (smallmouth bass)
Lineage: Eukaryota; Metazoa; Chordata; Actinopteri; Centrarchiformes; Centrarchidae
Product: G-protein coupled receptor family C group 6 member A-like
Exons: 6
Coding region: 1-1749 (582 amino acids)
Biological process (GO): G protein-coupled receptor signaling pathway
Cellular component (GO): membrane
Molecular function (GO): G protein-coupled receptor activity
Source: RefSeq, a predicted model, not a curated record
AUGCAGAAGCAUCGUCUGCUGUGCAGCCUCCUCUUGGCCCUGGUAAUGCUGAGCGGCAUCCCGGCUCAUGUGGGAGCUCGUGACCCUACUGAGUGCAUUUGUGGGGCCCAAGCUCCCGGGGACGUUGUGAUAGGUAUAAUGUUGCCAUGUCAUCAUAAAGUGCAGGCUCUUCGUGAACGGAUUAGACCUGACAGCUUCCACUGCUCAGAUUUUGAUCUGGCAUCCUUUUUGAAAUCCUUGUCUGCAAUCCACGAAAUUGAGGAGAUAAAUAGAGCUGGCUUCCUCCCGGGAGUGCGUCUUGGAUAUUUGAUGUGUGACACAUGCUCAUAUGCAAGCAAAGCUUUGCAGAAUGUGGGGCAUAUGCUCGCAGUCAACAGUUCUCUCGAAAUACAGUGCGACUAUACUGACUUCAGGCCCAGAGUCAAGAUUAUUUUAGGAGCAUUGUACUCGGAGGUGUCCAUCGCUGUGGCCAGACUGCUGAAUGUGUACAUGGUUCCUCUACUGAGCAGCACCUCAUCUUCACCAGAACUGAGUGAUAAGCUUCGUUACCCAGUUUUUCUACGCACUGUUCCCAGCGAUAAGCACCAGACCAAAGCAGUCGCCACACUGAUGAAUCACUAUGGCUGGGACUGGGUCGGGGUGGUGUAUGGGGAUGACGAAUAUGGAAGAGCAGCUUUCCAGAGCUUCCUCAUAGAUGCUGAGACAAAUAGUGUGUGCUUGGCCUACCAGGAGGUGUUGCCUAAUUACCUUGAUAAUUCAUACAGCGUGCAACGUAUCCAGCAGGUCGCUGAGCAGAUCCGCUCCUCCAGUGCCCAGGUGGUACUGCUUAUCCUCAAGACACAGCUGGUCGAAGAUCUCUUUAAGGAGAUGAUCAGGACCAACACAUCAAGGACCUGGAUUGCCAGUGAUGGCUGGUCCAGGAGCUUGUCCCUUGCCAAAAUGGAUGGCAUAAACAAGGUUGGGGACAUCUUGGGCUUUAGCUUUGUUGCAGGCAAGGAUAUAUCAUUUGAUACUUAUCUCAAGAAUCUUACUGCAACCCCAGGAGGAUACAACAACUUCAUUGAAGAAUACAAGAACCUGAGAUUCAACUGCACCCCAGAAUGUUACUCCAGCAAGCCCCCUUCCUAUUGUCCCUCAACUGAACUCCUGAAAGCUCUGGAUACCAGUGAAGUCUUCUUAAGCAGAGUAGCCGUGUGGGCCGUAGCAAAUGCUCUCAAAAAGCUACUAAACUGCGGCAGUUCCACAUGCUUGGGAGAAAUUAACUUCCCACCAUAUAAGCUUCUUGAGGAACUGAGGAAGGUGAAGUUCGACCUUGACAGCCAGACUUUUUACUUUGACGAAAAUGGUGAUUUUGUAAAUGGUUAUGAUCUAAUCAUAUGGAAAAAGGAUGAACUCUGCAGACGAUUUGAAAGGAUUGGGAAAUACGAUGUCCUGACGAAACAAAUAGAACUCUAUCAGGAAAAUUUCACCUGGCUUUCAACAGCCAAUACCACGGUGAAGCUGUUGCUGUGUCUCUUCUCCACAGUCACUCUGCUGCUGACAGUAAAGAGGUCAUCAGGACCUCUGACUGUCUCUGUAGAUCCAGCAGAGAGGAGGUUUCCCUCACCGUCCAGCCAAAACACCUCAGGCUCUGCAUACCAGCUUUCAGACUCACAGUCUAAAAUCCCCAUAGCUCUAUUUCUGUCGGUCCCUAGUAAACUGAUGUCAGAUGUGGAGACAUCAGUAGUGGCAGCUGAAGGAACAUAUUGA